AUGGAUCGCGGUGAAGACCAACGAAGUGAGACCGACGAGCCAUUGCCAGCCUAUACACCUUCUGAUAGUGCCGCCCAAUAUGAUCAAGAUACCGAUGACGAGUAUAACACAGAUGGUGGCACGGGCUCCUCUCGCGGUAGGUACGCAAAGCAAGUUCAGAGAGCCUGCCGUAGAGCAUUGCGAGAAGUAAAGAAGGACAACAUUCUUGCAAAUAGCGAUUGGGCCGAGCCACUUGAGGCUGCUCCGACUGCUAUAUCCGUAAUGGCUUUUUUGAUCAAGACUGCAGCAGACAAGAAAGUUGCUGGCCUUGAGGUGAAGAGCACAAAGAUCAUGAAUGAGCAAGGAACAUUGCAGGUCGGAACGCUACCUGACAUCGGACGUUUGGCUUUUUUGGAUGCACAGAAACGAAUGCACAAGAUCAGCGUCGUGGCAAGGUCCAUGAUGAAAGAUGGUGGGCGUCUCAGCUACAUUGUUGAGCUCCUUGAGAACGAGGAAGAUGCCAAAGAUAACUUAAAGCCAGAAAUGGAGCUCUUGAAAAAGCAGGCAGCGGACUGCUCCAAAGAAUGCGAGGAGAUUCAAAAGAAGUUUGAGUAUUGGUACUACGUGAUCAACCACCUAAGCGCAAACGCGCUGGAAAACAUCGCUGUGAUCCAUAAAGACGGGGAGGUCGUGGCUAAUUCCCGCCAUGAUGCGAAGCAAAGUCAGAAAGCGUAUAGCAUUGAACAACAAGCGAUUCUUAAGUCAAUCGAAGCACUAAAGGCAGGGAUAUCUCAAGCAGCCCAGAAGGUUCUGAAGGCAGAAAAGGAGGUGCAAAGAUUGAACAAUUUGCCUCCCCUGCCGGAGCCCGAUCCCUACAGUGAAUUGCUGAUGGCCCAACAGCUAGCUCCAGAAGAGCCGUACAUUCAACGCCAGAGAGGUUUCUUAUACGAUCUUAGUAGUGCUCUAUUUGGAAUGUCAAAGAAACAAUAUCAUGAAGAUGAAGAUGCUCGUGACGCUCACUACUUGAAACAGCACGAGCGACAGAGAAAAAUCAUUGAAGAAGCUAGAGAUGAGCGCCGAAGAAUGAAGAAGCAAGCUAAAGAUGAACGAAAUGCAGCGCGCAACGAGUUGGCCAGGCUCGAAGACGAAUUGGAAAGAAAACAGCUCGAACUUGCAAACAAAAGAGACCGGCUGUCUGAAGCGCAGAAGAAUCUUGCUAAAGCCAGUGCAGAUUUGGAACGACUGGACCGACAAGAACUAGAAUUGAAAGAUAUUCUGGCUAUCCUUCAAAGGUCUACCAACGAACUUGGCCAGUUGAAGGCGCAACUAGGCCGUCUGGUCACCUUCUUUUCGAUGAUGGAAAACAACAUUUCCAAGAACACGAUGCAGGAAGUCGAUGACUUCCUCGAGGUGCUCAAUCGCAACAUCAAGAUGCAAGACGACAAAGUUGAGUCCAUCCGGCUCAGAAGCACCAGCAAGAGAAAAAUUCUUUCUUCCGCGAUGCAAAUUCAGGGACAGGUAUCAGCGAUUGCAGAUGUUUCAUCCGCUUACGUUCUGAUCUCCGAGAACUACAUUCGCAAGGCCAUCGAUAAGAUGGAGAAUCUGGCGACCAUCGAGGACAGCAAGUGGAACGAAGCCCGGAAAGAGUUCACGGCUUGGUGCAAUGAGGCAGUGAGAGGCAUCAACGGCAUCACUCGAGAGGCGAGCGCGAAGAUGGGUCCGAAUAUGCAAAAACGGGUUGGCCUACUUCAGACCCUAGCCAUUGAAGCAGCUGAGGACAGCAACGAAGAUUGA
This is a messenger RNA of Verruconis gallopava, 1773 nucleotides long. RefSeq lists its product as uncharacterized. Lineage: Eukaryota; Fungi; Ascomycota; Dothideomycetes; Venturiales; Sympoventuriaceae. The transcript has 6 exons. The record is from RefSeq and is a predicted model, not a curated record. The coding region runs from base 1 to 1773 and encodes 590 amino acids.